Dioscorea cayenensis subsp. rotundata (Guinea yam) is the source of this 688-nucleotide messenger RNA. RefSeq lists its product as uncharacterized. The record is from RefSeq and is a predicted model, not a curated record. Gene Ontology annotation, cellular component: mitochondrion. Gene Ontology annotation, molecular function: structural constituent of ribosome. The transcript is spliced from 3 exons. Bases 77 to 505 code for a protein of 142 amino acids. NCBI's taxonomy places the organism in Eukaryota, Viridiplantae, Streptophyta, Magnoliopsida, Dioscoreales, Dioscoreaceae.
UGGGCUUGGUCGAGCCCAACGUAGCAACGCCAAAGGGCAGGGCAGUAGGCGUAUCCUUGAGAGGAGUUGUUCUCUAAUGGCGGCUGCCUUGGCGAGCAGAGCGACGGUGGGGCUGGCAUUGCGCUCUGCUGCACUCGUCAAAGCUCUAAGCACGUCCACUGCUACGCCAAGCCACACCGUUAUCGAUUCGGAAAACACGACCAAGCUUAGGAGGAAGAAGAAGAAAAACCUAUUUGAGGUUGCACAGUUCCUGCCCAACUGGGGGAUCGGAUACAAACUCGCCAAGAGCCACUGGAGGGACGUCUCCUACCAGCUAACCAAGAUCAAUCUCUACAAGGAUGGCCGGCAUGGUAAGGCUUGGGGGAUUCGCUACAAAGCUGGCUUACAAGUCACAAAUGAUCCUGUGAAAUUGAGUGGUGUUAAUAAACAUGGAUGGAGGUACAUCCCAGAAUCGAACGAGAAGAACACAACUGUUCGUAAAGUAUCUGAACAGAGCCUGACAUAGCUUCAAAUCUUGCAUUAUAUAGCACCCCGCUGAGUUUUUGUAUUCGCCGAAUCCAUUUAUUUGCUAUUCGGGAGGAAAUCCAGGCCACUGCCACGUAGCACAACUCUUGUUUAUUUGCUUAGCCUUAGCCAUGACUCUAUUGGUGGGAUGGCCUAUAAACAAUUGGUUUGCCUCUAUAAUUCA